GGGCGCGCGUUUAAAGGCGGAGGAUCCGUGCGCGAGGCCGAUCUACCGCAGCACGGCGGCGGCCUCGCGACAAAUAAAUAUUAAUAGUAAAAACACGCUCACGUUUUUUUUCGUGGCAACGCCCUUUCCAGCGGUUAUUUACUUGUUUGUUGUUGUUGUUUUUUGUUUUUUUCGCUCCGCCGAUGGACGAACAAUGGAGAAGCCGUCCGCAGAAAUUUCUCGCCGCCCUCCUCUUUCCCCAUCAUUGUUUAUGAUGCUGCUGCUGCUGCUGUUGUGUAGGAGGGCAGGGACGGAGCCCGUCUCUUUGGAUUCCUGCUAGAAAACAAGCCAGCCAACACUCGCACACACACUCAGAGCACAGAGCUGACCGUGACCGCCUGGCUUCUUCUCUUGGCGGACAGCAGAUGUUCGCAGGUCUCUUCUCCCGGCGACAUGGUGACAUUCCCGGCUCUCGCCCAUUACUGGCCCCUCAUCCGAUUCCUGGUCCCUCUGGCCAUCACCAACAUCGCCAUCGACCUCGGCGAACAGGCUUUAAACAGAGGGAUCGCAACUGUCAAAAAGGAUGCAGUGGAGAUGCUGGCCAGUUAUGGCCUGGCCUAUUCCCUGAUGAAGUUUUUCACUGGGCCUAUGAGCGACUUCAAGAAUGUGGGGCUGGUGUUCGUGAACAGCAAACGCGACCGAACCAAGGCAGUGCUCUGUAUGGUUGCUGCCGGAACUGUAGCCAUUAUUUUCCACACUCUAAUAGCCUACACAGACCUGGGCUACUACAUCAUCAACAAGCUUCAUCAUGUGGACGAGUCAGUUGGCAGUAGGACCAGGAAGGCUUUUCUCUACCUGGCUGCGUUUCCCCUGCUGGAUGCCAUGGCUUGGACCCAUGCUGGAAUCCUAUUAAAGCACAAGUACAGCUUCCUCGUUGGCUGUGCCUCUAUCUCUGAUGUGGUAGCUCAGAUUGUUUUUGUGGCAAUCCUGCUGCACAGUCAUCUGGAGUGCGUGGAACCUUUGUUGAUUCCCAUCCUGUCUCUGUACAUGGGAGCUCUAGUACGUUUCACCAUUGUGGGUCUGGGCUACUACCGAAACAUUCAUGACAACAUCCCAGACUCUAGUGGCCCUGAGGUGGGGGGUGAUGCCACCAUUAAAAAGAUGCUGAAUUUCUGGUGGCCCCUGGCCCUUAUCCUGGCCACACAGCGCAUCAGCAGACCCAUCGUCAACCUGUUUGUGUCCCGUGACCUGAAAGGGAGCUCCACUGAGGCAGUUGCAGUUCUGACAGCUACAUAUCCUGUAGGUCACAUGCCGUACGGGUGGCUGACUGAACUCCGGGCAGUCUACCCUGCUUUUGACAAGAACAACCCAAGCAACAAGCUGGUUAACACUGGCACGACAGUCACCAAGUCCCACAUCAAGCGGUUUACGUUCGUUUGUCUGGCUCUGUCGAUCACACUCUGUUUCGUGGUUUUCUGGACUCCACACAUCUCCGAGCGGAUCCUGGUGGACAUCAUAGGAGUGGACCAAGCUUUUGCUGAGCUCUGCGUUGCCCCGUUACGAAUCUUCUCUUUCUUUCCGAUACCAGUGACGGUGCGUGCUCACCUGACCGGUUGGCUCAUGACCCUGAAGAAGACCUUCGUCCUGGCACCCAGCUCUGUACUGCGGAUCAUCGUCCUCAUCACAAGCCUCAUAGUGCUACCAUACAUGGGGGUGCAUGGAGCCACUCUAGGGGUUGGAUCGCUGUUGGCUGGCUUCCUUGGAGAGUCCACAAUGGUAGCAAUUGCAGCCUGCUACGUCUACCGGAAACAGAAAAAAAAGGACUGUGAUGGAGAUGUGGCAAUUGAAGGCGAGGGCUCCGCCCCCAUGAACGAGGUCCGAUCCGGCCGGAUGGACGACAUCGUAGAACUGCGAGAGGAGAAUGAGGAUGAGGAGGAGGAAGAGUGAGCAGAGGGUUCAGUUCAGUACACCCAGGAUUUUAAGGGACAUCCAUGACAAGUGCAUUGGAAUUAUUACUUGUGCGUCCCUGCUGGUUACAAACGAAUUACACAUUCUGGGCUCUUGCAAGGAACGCGCUGGGGGGAACCAGGGAAUCCUCUUGCUUGUCCAGGGCAGUUUUAAUCGCUUACUGCCCCCUGCUGCUGCUCUUUCCCCCUGCCAGAGCCCCAGAAAGCCCUUUGCAGUUUGUGCACACAGAAAACGCUUAAAAGAGGGAGCUUUAGUUAGAAAACUGCAAAGACAGAAAGAACGCAAGUGUCUGUCUUUGUGUUAGAUAUCAUUAAAUAUCUGUACACACGUAGAAACCCACCUAAAGGUCUUCCAGCUGUCAUCAGGAAUCUCCGGGUGCAGGACAGUGAAGAUAAUUGAUUUGUACCAAAGCAACUGACGCACACUAAUUGCUUUUACUCUAAUCCUCUGAGCUCUACUGUGCUGCCGUCCUUACACGUUAUGAACCUUGACAAAAAAAAAAGAGAAAGCAAAUACUAAAAUGCAGUGACUUCAUCUGCUUGGAAUGUACAUAUCUUUCAUUGUUGUUGUUUUUUUUUCUUUUCUUUUCUUUUUUUUACCUUGAAUAUACUGCAGAAGGAGAAGAGAGGAUUUUAUGUUCUGGGAGCAGGCACCUCUCAACCCAAAUGUUGCUGCACAGCUACGAAAAACCAGUGAAAUCUUUUAUCAGAUAAAUGUUCAAAAAGAGAAUGAAUAUAUAUAUAUUACACAGAUUUUUAUCAGAUUUAAGUGUGAAUUAGAGUAAUAAUAAUAAUAAUAAUAUAAUAUGACCUGAUGAAAAAAAAUGGCUUCAGAGUGACAGGUUGGUUGGAGUUUGCAGGCCAUUUUAGAGGCACUAUUUUUUUAACAUGCUACGUCAUAGGUGUAUAAAAUCUGGUACAUUUUUUGUAUGGGUGACGUUGUGAAGUCUGUAAAUGGUGGGGAAGGGAGGGAUAAUAUUGGUGUGUGUUUUCAUGAUCAUGUCUGUUGCAGUAUUUUUAAGAAAAAGAAAACAGAACGUAUUUAAUUUGGGCAUUUAUUUUGUAUCUCAGGAUGUACAUUGCGGAGAACGAUGCAUAUAAAAAGUAUCUUGAAGUCCAGUUGCUGAUUUUUCUUCUAUCCUGUAGUACGAGUUUCUCUAUCGACGAUACUGCACAAGUAUUUAUGAUGUCUACAGCAUCUGUUUCUGUUUGAUUUAGUUUGUGGUGAAGAGCAAAGUCUGGCCAAGCUCCUUUUGUAUUAAACGAAACAGCUGAAACAGUAGAAGUUCCUGUUUUUUUUACUGUCAAAUAAAGACAAGGACAGCAUUAUUCCACAGUGAUUAAAGGGUGACAAUGUGGUUCAGAAA
Messenger RNA from Colossoma macropomum (tambaqui), 3313 nucleotides. RefSeq names its product ANKH inorganic pyrophosphate transport regulator b (gene ankhb). Gene Ontology annotation, biological process: phosphate ion transmembrane transport. Lineage: Eukaryota; Metazoa; Chordata; Actinopteri; Characiformes; Serrasalmidae. The record is from RefSeq and is a predicted model, not a curated record. The transcript has 12 exons. Gene Ontology annotation, cellular component: membrane. The coding region runs from base 433 to 1926 and encodes 497 amino acids. Gene Ontology annotation, molecular function: phosphate transmembrane transporter activity.